Lactuca saligna is the source of this 477-nucleotide messenger RNA. The record is from the annotation of a GenBank genome assembly. Lineage: Eukaryota; Viridiplantae; Streptophyta; Magnoliopsida; Asterales; Asteraceae.
AUGGGCCUUUGUUUUCUUUGCAAUAUCAACACCAUAGAUCCCAAACACUAUUAUUUCUUCAUUCUUAUAACUAGAAUAGGUGUUGUGGCUAAACCUUGUGCUGAGUUUGUUGCUGGAGUACUUGCAAUAUGGUUAAAUGCAGGUGUAGCUGUUCCACUUGCACUCAGUUACCCUGAAGCUGAGUUGUUACAUGUCAUGACUGACUCGGAUGUGUCCAUGAUUUUGAGUACUGAUGAUCACAGGGAGCUUAUGCAAAAAGUUGCAGCUAAAACUACAGCUCAAUUUUCUCUAAUACCAAAUGUUCCUACUAUGACUUCACAAGCAGUAGAUAAUGGUGUUGUACAUCAAAAAGAGAAUGUAUUUGCAAAUAACAUAAAAGACGAUGAUCCAACAUUGAUUUUGUAUACUAGUGGAACAACUGGGAAACCUAAAGGAGUUGUUCAUACACACAGUAGCAUUUUAGCACAGGUAAUUUAA